Molecule: messenger RNA, 17174 nt
Organism: Macrobrachium nipponense
Lineage: Eukaryota; Metazoa; Arthropoda; Malacostraca; Decapoda; Palaemonidae
Gene: kon
Product: chondroitin sulfate proteoglycan 4-like
Biological process (GO): anatomical structure morphogenesis
Source: RefSeq, a predicted model, not a curated record
AUGGCUACCCUUCCUACUCCCACUCCUCCUCCUCCUCCUCUUCCUCCUCCUCCUCCUCCUCCUCCUCCGCCUCCUCCUUUCCUCCGUUUCCCUAACCACGAUUUCUACGAGAGGAGGAGGGACUCCGGGCCAAAUAUGCUGUUACCCAGAUUUGCAGCAGAGCUGCUGCUGGCUGCUGCUUUGCUGCUCUGCUACUGUUGCUGCUGUUGCACAGGAGUUAUCAUUAACAUGGAGGCGGUGGUGGUGGUGCUUCUCUGGCAAAGGGGUUCCUCAAACCCUCCUCCUCCUCCUUCCCCAUUCAAAACAAACGGCCCCAAUUCCUCCCCAACCCUCCUCCUCCUCUUCCCCAUUGCAAAGGGGCAAUUACUCCCCAACGGGGCCCCCCUCCUCCUCCUUCUUCCUUUUUCCUCCUCCUCCCCAUUGCAAAGGGACCCAUCAUCCUCCUCCUCCUCCUCCUCCCUCCGGGGCCAAAUCCUCUUCUCUAGCAAAGGGGAAUUUCCUCCCCAACCCUCCUCCUCCUCUUCUUUUUCCUCCUCCUCUUCCCCAUUGCAAAGGGACCAUUCAUCCUCCUCCUCCUCCUCCUCCUCGCCUCCUCCUUCCGGGUUCCUCCUCCUCCUCCCUCCUCCUCCCAUUGCAAAGGGGCAAUUCCUCCCCCAACCCUCCUCCUCCUCUUCUUUUUCCUCCUCCUCUUCCCCAUUGCAAAGGGACCAUUCAUCCUCCUCCUCCCCUCCUCCUCCUCCCCUUCGGGGUCCCUCCUCCUCCUCCUCCUCCUCCUCCUUCUCCCUCCCAUUGCAAAGGGGCAAUUACUCAAGAGCUCUGGAUGGUGGUGGUGGUGGUGGGUCAUUCCCUCACCCCUCCUCCUCCUCCUCCUCCUCCUCCUCCUACUCCGGAAUCCGGAAGAGACCAAGACAUCUUCCCCCAGACAAUCAGAGGAAAGGGAAGUGGCAGAGGUACCAUACCCUCCUACCCAACGGAGUCGUGUACUCCACAACUUCUGCCUUGGCGACUUCCCAGCCUGCUUGUACUUGCCCGAGAGUUCCUGGCAUUAGGCCUUGUUGUCCUGUACGUUUGACAGGUGUAACAUCGAACGUAAGGGCGUCUUCCCACGCUGGAAAAGCAACAUCUGCUGCCGGUUCUUCCAGCACAGAGUGCGAGAACGACUUCCAGCAAAACCUAAAACUGGUGUUAGCCUAUUGUGAAUCUUCCCGUGACAUCGCAAAAAAACCAUCGUUCUUCGGUGGAUCCUACGUGGCCCUUCCCUUACAGGAAGCUAGGAGCACGACAGAAAUCAGCCUACGGCUGAAAACCCAUCGGUCCGACGCCCUCCUCCUAUUGGCUGCAGGAACCACCGACUACUGCCUAGUCGUCCUAGAAGGAGGAGCCCUUAGGGUGAGGAUCAACCUCGGAGCCGGGGAAUCGGAGCUGUCGUCGCCCCCUCGUCUUCGACUCGACGACCUUCUCUGGCACGACGUCCACAUCUCGAGGGAGACCGCCGAGGUCACUCUGACGAUCGACAAAAUCCACGUCACUAGACGAAACGAGAUGGCAGUAAGUGGCACGGUGCCAUACGAGUUGGCAGUGACAGAUCGACCGUCGGAUGGAAACGACUUGAGUUUCCUCAGCUCUCCUCUGUCGUCUGAUUUACGAUCCACUUUCCGCGAAGAAUUAUGGCUUGAUAAGGUCGUCGAGUCGUUGUUCGAUGGUUUUGGUGUUUUGAUGCUCAGGAACGUGGAUGGCUUUCCCUACCUGGAAGGUUCCAUGGAGCUGAACAUUCACUAUGGAGUCUUCCUGGGAGGAAUGGGAGACUUCACCGAGGUUUUUUUGGGCUUUCUUGAUAACUAUCGUGGCUGUUUAGAUCAGGUCAUGUACAACGGCAUAAACGUCCUUCAGGAGGUACAAGACGACCCCAAAUCGGCUGAUGUCUACGGCGUCGAGUGGGACUGCUCCGAAGAAUUCGACGCGCCCCCCGACGUCCCCGUCAGUUUCAUACGCCCCGGGGCGUACGUCGCUUUCCAAGACUCUUACCCGAGGACCGGGGGAUCGAUCUCGUUGGAGAUCAAGACCCAGUCUCAGAAUGCUCUUGUUAUGUAUAAUACCGGACCGCCGUCAAGAUCUGACUUUAUCGCCGUGGAGAUAUACGAGGGCCAUCCCAGGCUUGUCCUCGACACGGGAAAUGGAGCUGUCGAUCUUAAUAGCACGACAUACAUCAGCGAUGGCUUGUGGCACAGGCUGGAAGCGCACUUCAAACCCACUUACAUGGAAUUGAGCGUCGACGACCGCAUCGAGGACCAGCCGACCCACGUAGGGGAGAACAAGUUUUUCGACCUCUCCGGGUACUUGUUCGUCGGCGGGGUCGAGGUCAACAAGCAGGCGAGGGCGGUCAGCCAGGGAGCCAGGAAUGGGGACAAAAGCCGCCUGGAAGGGUGCAUCCAAAAAAUCAGCAUCGGAGAGCAGGCCAUGAGCUUGGGUCAAGCGAGGGUCACGUCGGGCAUCAAAGCAGGAUGCAGAUGGGCCUACCCUUGCCUCAAGAACCCUUGCGUGGACGGCGCCAGGUGCGUUCAAGAGGGCACAGAUGGAUUCAAGUGCCACUGUGAUUUGGCACUGUGCGUCAGACAGAACUUCACUACGGCGUAUAAGGUCUUUACCAAAACUACUUUACCGUUUGAUCUCGAAGUCCUGAGUCUCACUCCCAUGGAGGUCCAGGAGGGGGGACAGGCCCUCAUUACUCCAGAUCAUCUGCAUCUCGUCCUCGAUUUUGAAAAGUAUGGCGUCAGGGAAUCCGGAGUUCUGUUUCAUGUCAUCACGCGUCCCGCCAGAGGCCGACUUGACGUCCAGAUCGGCCCGGCGCCAGAAAACAACAUCUUCACCUUGCUUGACCUCAACCACGACCGGGUCACUUACAUCCACGACGGGUCGGAGACCACUGAGGAUUCCAUCGUUCUCGAGCUGGAGUUGGUCACUCGGACGGGCUACAUUCUGCCUUCGUAUCUACAGUCACGCCAUCGCUUCGUGCUGCCCGUGAGAGUGAAGAGCAAAAAUGACGUGCCCUCCAUACAGCUCCCCCUGGGGAAGGUCAUCCGGUUGGCCACGGGAACAGCCAAAAAGAUCACUCCGGAAAUUAUUAACGUUAUUGACAGUGACAGUCCGCCAGAGGGGCUCAGGAUAUCAGUCGUGAACCUAAAAGAAAAAGAUGGCGGUUACAUCCAGAACUCCCAAGCCCCUGGGAAACCCAUUUACUCCUUCACGCAAGAAGACAUCAACCAGGGGUUAAUAUCUUACGUUCAUCGUGGCGAACCAGACAAUAAGAUCGCUCUGAAAGUAUCCGAUGGCAUUGAAACGGGCGAACUGACCAUUUUAAGAGUGGCAGCCUUCGAUCUUCAGGUGUAUCUGGUCAACAACACUGGUCUGAUCAUGACCCACGGCAGCUGGGCCCUGAUCACUCCGAGGAACUUGUCGUACACGACCAAUGCUCCCGAGCAAGAGCUGGAGAUCAAAUUCGAUAUCACCGAGCUGCCUGAAUUCGGCGCCGUCCAGAGGCUGCGAGGGAACGAUCGGUGGCAGAAUGUGAACCAGUUCAGCAGUCGACAGUUGGAGAAGGACAAAAUUCGCUACAUACACACAACGAAGGAGCCGAAAGUCGACGAAUUUAGAUUUACGAUCUCGGCCGGCGAAGAAAAAUUCUCGACGGAGUACACUUUCCGGAUAUCCUUCGUUGCCAUGGUUGUGGACGUCAUCAGAAACGCGGAACUGUUGAUUGACCAGAUUCAGGAGAGCUUCAUCUCGGAAGGUUUCCUUCAGAGCGUGACGAGGCCCGAUCCAACGGAAGAUAAGAAUAUCAUCUACAGCAUCAUCUCCUCUCCAAUGUACGGGUCACUGUAUCUCAGCUCAGGGGACCUUACGAGACACAGACAGAUAGAAAAGGGUUCUAUAUUCAGCCAAGAGGAUAUAGCUAAGGGUCGUGUUAAAUACAAGCUCCAUCGAAAGAGCUAUUCAGCCCUCCAUGACUCUUUCCAGUUCAAGGUUUCCAGCAAUGGACGGUCGAGUGAUAUUAAAACUUUUAAUAUAAGACACACCCCUCCCACGGUGGAUGCAGACAUUGUAGUGGAACGUUUAGAUGUCCAGGAAGGGUCGAGGCAGAAGAUAACAAGCAAAUACCUCCACAUAGAAGUGAAGGACAUAGAGGAAAUAAUAUUCAACAUAACAGGCCCCCCCAAGCAUGGUUCGAUCGAGAUCAUUGACGAGUCUCUCGUCGUUCCAACGAGACAUAACGCCUCGUUUUUCACAUCCAAAGAGCUCCAGUCAGGCUGGGUCUUUUAUCAGCACGAUGACUCAGAAUCGACGAAGGACAGAUUUCACUUCGUGGCCUUAGCAGCAGACCCAGAGGUCGAUUUCCAGUACGUGGGCAUCAUGCACUUCAAGGUCAUCACGAUCAACGACAACCACCCCAUCAGGACGAUGGAAAAGGUACUGAACGUCGUCACCGAGAGCGAGAGAGUCGUGACCUCGAAUGACCUCCAGUACACCGACCCGGACCUCGACACCCCGCCGUCACAGAUACAGUACACGCGGAGGAAGAUACCGAACGGGGACUUCUUCAACGUGGAGGACAAAUCCGAACCCGUUUUCAUUUUCACCCAAGAGGACAUCGACAAGAGACGCAUCAUCUUUCGCCACAAGGGCCCGUCCUACGGGAAAGCCGUCAUAUCGGUCACAGACGGCCACCUUUCGUCCACCGGCAUCUUGGAGAUCGUGGCAUCAGAGCCCUUCAUCGAAAUCGUCAACAACAGCGGCAUCAUCGUCCCGCGGGGCCAAGAGGCCGUCAUAUCGAACCACAACCUCAGCGUCGAGACCAACAUGAACGCUUGGGGGAACGCCAUCUCCUUCCUCGUCACCAAGCCGCCGAAAUACGGAAACCUCAACAUCCAGGGGCAGAGCGGCACCCACUUCACCGAGAGUGACCUCGUGAGCAAUAACUUGAAGUACCUGAAUAAGGGAGAUAACAGCUUCAAGGACGAGUUUCGCUUCCAGGCGAGGGUUGGGGAUACCACAACCGAUGGCAUUUUUGAAAUCAAGGUGUACCCAGAGAGCUACUGGGAGCCACUCGUGGUCCUCAACAACAACACGGUGAAAGUGGAGGAAGGCUCGAGGGUGACGAUAGACCAGACGGCCCUCAAAAUUAUGCACCCCAAUAUCGCGCCCUCCGACAUUACUUACGUCAUCGUCCAGAGGCCACAGAACGGAUAUUUGGAAGUUGACGUGGGCCAGACUACGACCUCCGAAUACUGGGAUGAAGAUUCCAAUUUGCUUAAACCCGAGGUGAGCGUGUUCGACCAAGCCCUCAUCAACGAAGGGAGACACAAUCACCCUCCUUCCCAACUCGCUUUGAUGGUCACCAACGGCAUCUCCAGUCUGUCAAGACUCGUGUAUACAGUGCAGGUCAUCCCGAAGACCAUCUACCUCCUAGCCGGAUCGCUGGAGGUUGAGGAAGGCUCCCAGACGAUCGUGACGGCGGACGUGGUCACCGUCCUGACCGAGUACUACACGGACAAGAUCGGUCAGUACCUCGUCGUGAAGCAGCCAGGGGCCGGUCAGUUGCAGCUGUCAUCGACCCCCGGGCGCAGGAUCCAGGCUUUCACGCCUCUGCAGUUGCAACAGGGCCUUGUUUUGUACGUCCACGACGGCUCCGAGCAACUAAUGGACACUUUCAGCAUCGUAGCCGUGUCCGACAUCCGCCAGAGUGCCCCAGCUAACAUAAACGUCACCGUGAGAGGCAUCAAUGACGAAGCGCCUUUCAUUAUCAAUAACACGGGCCUCCAGAUCUGGGAGGGAAACAGAGUUCCCAUCACGUCCUCAAAUUUAGGCGUCAUGGACCCAGACACUGAACCCGAAAAUAUCAGCAUAACAUUGGGGACCCCAACCUCAGGUUUCGUGGCCUUGUCCUCCAAUCUCACCCAUCCUGUCUCUGCUGUCACCCAGGCGGAUAUAAAUAAUGGCCGGGUCUACUUCAUCCAUACCGGUGGAUUGACAGGAAUGUUCCGCUGGGAGGCAAGCGAUAAUGUACAUAGCACAGGAUCAAGUGUCUUCCAAGUCACAGCUCGUGCUCUUCACCUUGUUCUUGAGAAUAAUGAGCGCCUUCACGUGUUCCCAAUGACUCAGCAACCUAUAACCUCAACAGUUAUUUUGACUCACACUAAUGAUUAUGAUUCUCAGAGGUCGAUAGUAUACAUGAUUAGAAAGCCACCAGUUCUCGGUCAGCUCCUUCUGGAAGAAGCUGGUGGUGUAUUAGUUCCAGUAGACAAUUUUACCCAGCGUAACAUAAAUGAGUCUCGUGUUUUCUUUGAGCAUAUACGGCCCUUUUCAGAAUUGUCUGCUAGAGACAUGUUUGUUUUUGAUGUGGAGAGUCCAUUUGCUGAACCUUUAAAAGAUCAAGAAUUUCAUUUGGAAAUUUCUGUAGCCAGUCCUACUGGAGGAGGUCUUGAACGUUACUUAGGACUAGCACCUCUGGUUGUUGCAGAGGGAGGGCAGGCUACUGUAAGAGCAGAUAACCUCAAUCUGUCUGCAGUUUCUGAAUAUAUUGAAAGCUAUCCAGGUGCUGGUGGAAUAGUUCUUUCUACACCAAAUCUUGUUACAACUAUAACUUCUGUACCAGCAUAUGGGCUCUUUACCCUCAAAGGAAAGAAUCUAACCGAAGGCAACACUAUUUCCGUUAAGGACAUUGAGCGAGGUCGUGUUAGAUAUGAACAUGAUCACAGUGAUACACUCAGUGAUUAUUUAGGUUUCACUAUUGCUUUAGCUGGCAAUGGUUCUUCUCCUGAUAUAUUGCUUUUCAAUGGAUCAUUAAAUAUAAGUGUAACGCCUGUCAAUGACCAGCCUUUUACUUUAGUAACAACAGCACCAGUGUUACACGUAGUUCAUAGACAAACGGCUGUUGUUACUAAUGGCAGUCUUCUCACAACUGACCCUGAUAAUUUACCAAGUGAAAUUGUAUAUGAACUUGUUAGUAGUCCAGAUCAUGGUCGAUUAAUAUUCAAUGAUAAUUUUACGUUGCCUGUUAAAUCUUUUUCACAGAAGGAUGUGAAUGAUGGCCGCAUUCUGUAUGCACAUGAUGGCACAAACAGUUCUGCUCGAUUUUAUUUUAAAGUUUCAGAUGGUAAGCAUAAGCCUAAAUAUACUGUGUUCACUGUUGAAGUUGAACCAUUGACCCUUGAGCUAGUUAAUCACACAGUUGUGCCAUUGCAGCAGGCCUCCACUGUAGCCUAUAUAUCCUCAAAUCACCUUUCAGCUGUAACCAAUGGUAAUCCAAAUCACAUAUUUUAUAAUGUUUCAAGACCACCAAGGUUUGGUCAUUUAUACAUGAAUGAUCAAAUCAUACACACUUUCGGACAAGUCAAUAUUGAUAAAGGAGAAGUUCUGUACAUGCAGAUGGAUUUAAGUGAAUCUGGUGACAAUUUUAGAGUAAAUUUGUGGACUUGGGAAGCAACACUGUUAGAUGUUGAAGUACGCAUUAAUGUAAUUCCCUUACUAAAAUCAAAACCUCUCAUAGCAGCGGUUGGUGGUCGUACUAGACUCUCACUAGACCAUCUUGAUGCCAGCCAACUGGCAGAAUCAACUGGCAGCAAUCCUGAAUAUAAAGUUAAAAGACGACCUCGAUUUGGAAAGAUUAAAAAAGUUAGCAGGCGUAACAGAAGAUCAGGAAGGUCAUAUGAAGUACAAGAAUUUACACAUGAAGAGGUUCGUGCCGGUCACAUUUACUAUGUUGCCAGAAAUUUGAACUUAAAAGGAGAGAAACCACUGCACGAUGCAUUACAUUAUGUGUUGCACGUGCCAGCACCUGGAGUGCAACCUGCAGAAGGAACUUUACGUCUUUCAUUGGUAGAAAGUGUAGAGGCUGGUGCUGUACUCGAGGAUGGAGCUGAGCCCCCUAGACAUCUUCGUCCUGAUCUGUCUCCACCUUCGGUUCACGAUAAUUCAGAACACUCCCCAUCAGGUUCCGGCACAACAAAUACAAUUUUUGGUAUUCCUUCAGAUUAUGUGGUGGUAGUUGUGGCAGGCAUUGGAGCAGUUGUGGUUGUAAUUGCCAUAAUUGUUAUUGCAAGAUGUGCAACACGACGCCAUCACACAGACAAGAGAAGAAAUGCUGGCAUCGAUGGCGACAUUGCUUCGUUGCCGCCUCCACUGCCAUCAGACUCUAGACCCAAUUCCUUCAUGACUGAUGACAUGUCAGAACUUGAGUGCCGCCCCACUGAGCUGCCAUCAUCGCCAAGGCCAGGAAGACACUUGCACCAUAAUGGCGGUAGUGGGGGUUUGGGAUUGGCAGCUCAUCUAACAGAUUCUGAAACUUCAUGGAAUCGUGACAUUUCUAGAGAGGUCUCUCCUGCAGUGCCUCAAUGCAAGGUGACACCUCUGUGUUCAGACGCCUCUCCAAGAGAGCCACCAUAUGAUCCUCACUUGGCUGGAUAUCCGUAUGGUGUAGAUACUGCACAGUCAGAUUGGGGCGUCUAUGAGAAGCACCAGCCUCGAACCACCAAUCCAAUGCUCAGGAAGAACCAAUACUGGGUGUAGAGUGUGUGCGUGUAUCUCUCCCUCUACCUUGGUAUAUAAUGUAAGACGUUAUUUCUAAGUAACUUUUGUGUGGAAGCCUGGCAGUAGUUUCCUAGCUGGAUUGGUUAAGGAUGACUGUAAUGGUGGAUGGCUGAGUGCUGGAUUCCUGUGGGAGUUAUGAUGGUGUUAAUAAUUCAUGUUAAAAUGCUAUUUCUCUCUAACAUUUACCCGACUAGGGAGAAAAUAAUAUUGACCUGUCUUGGGACAAAUUGUUUUAAAUUAUCUCAGUCAUGUUAAAAUUAAUGAAUUUGCCCUCUUGAGAAAUUUUCAUAGAUGUCAUUUUAUCGGCUACUCUUGCAGGUGCUGUAGUAGUCACAUUUUUAUUAAUUUUAAACUAGAUUUUUUUAUUCAUUAGUUGUGUGGGUACUAGGAAACUAUUGCCAAGUGUGGAUUUACCUAUGACACGGUGCUAAAACCAUAAGUGGUUUAUUAAAUUUAGUACAGGGUUUUACAAGGUUUUAAUCCACUACUGGUUUUAGGAGUUAACCAAAGAAAUUAUGGCCAGUACUGGGUUAGAAAGGUAACUCAACCUACACUGUCAGGACCAGUGCAACGAAAGUCUUAAAUUAUUGUUACUAACCCUGUUCUGAGGUUGUGGGUUUCAUAGUUUGACCAGAAAUGUUAACCUGCUUUCCCAACAUAUUAAUAAAUGACCGUCCAUCAGUUUUGGUAUUUUAAGUUAUGAAAUAUUCAGUAAAGGGCUCCCUAAGGGUCCCAGUGCCUGGCAAUUGUCAUAAUAAUUUUCAAUUACUUAUUUUCUUGAUUUAAAAUAAAUCUAACAUGUUAAAUUCAGUGCUUUAGAAAAGUUGUUAAUGAUAAUCUCAUUUUGUCAGAUUUAAUCAUAAUCUAAGAAUUUUGUAUAAAUGAAGUUUCCACAUUGACAAAUACAAACCAUAGUUUAUAAAUUGACUACUUUACCUUCCAAGGUGAGGAAAAUACUACAGAAAAUUGAAAAUACCAAUGGACUAUUACAAAAGAAAGAGGAUGGGUCGCUCUUAGUAAUGUAUACCACAAAUAUGGGGCGCUGCUGUUCCUUUCUAAACUUAGACAUUAACUCUGUAUGGAUUUUCAAUGAACUCUGUAAGAACUACUCAUAAUUCUGCACUAUCUUAAGUAUCUGCCACCCAAACACGCAUGUGUUGUAAGUGGAAAUUGGAUACUAGUUCCCAUGCUCCAGUCUCCUGCUUUUUUUUGUACAUAAGCGGGCGGUUUCCUUUGCGUGAUUCUUCAGAUUUAUCAAUCCAAAGGGCUUAUUUGUUUUUGUGACAAAGUGCUAUCGGUUUUUCAGUGCUUUUGCGCUUUUUGUAGUUUCUUGAUUUGUGAGACAAAUAUUUUUCAAAAAACCAGUAUGACCUUGCAAUUGUUUUUUCCUGAAACAAAGCAGUUUCUGACGAGUGGUACAUCAGCAGCUGUGUCAUUCUCUUAAAUUUAUUUACCAAUAAUAUAUUAACUUUUCAGGUGUCUGUGAUGUGGCAUUAUGGAAUACUGCUGCAUUAGAAAAAGGCUUACUAGUUGGAAAAUGGCUUUCCAGUUGCAGUAGUCUUCUUAAUGAAGUUCUUCCGAUGGGUGUGACUUAGUCUGUUGUUCCUGACUAGAGCAGGCUUGUGGUGCAUGGAGAAAAGGACCGGCAGAAGGAAGAGUAAGGGAGCCAUCAGCACUUUUUCAUCUUCGUCUACCUUACCUCAACCGCAAUCUUUUAUCCUACGGAGGCAGAAACAAGAUAGUGAAAUUAGAUUGGCAUUUUCCAUGUGCUCUCCCCCUUGGAGGAGAGCAGGGAGUAGAGUCACGAGCGGCAAUCAGUCUUCCCAAAGUAGGGUCAGCACUGUGGUGCCAUCCAUACUUAGGGUCUGCUCCCAUUUAACCUCUGAGUGGGUUAAGUCUUGGCAUGCUUUUUCCAUGCACUCUCCCUCUUGGGGGAGGGUAGGGGCCCACAGUCACUGGCGUUGAUCGACUUUCCCUAACAGUUGGAACCAUAGUGCCAUCCAGGUUAAACCCAGGGGUCUGCUCCUGUCUCAUCUCUGUGGGCUUUGAGGCUAACAUUGAGUAAUAGCUGUUCAAACUUUAUGCUCAGUGCACAAGGUGUCCUCCCUCUCACUGCAACUCUUUGUGGUUGUAUUUAGAGAGGUUUGAGCAACUCGCUCAGCAAGCAGUUUGCAUGGCCUGUACAGGCAGCGAGGUGAGUGAUAUACAGCGACCAGGUUAUAUACUAUUUUAUUAAUCAAGACUGGAAUUGUCAUUAACAAUCACAAGCGGAAAAUUGAGAACAAGUAGACUACAUAUCUCUGGAAGGAAGUUUGUUUACUCACCCAUGAAAAAAUGACUAUUUCCAUAAAUAUGCCAAAGGAAGACAAUAUGCUACUGAUAUAGCUUGAAAGCUGCAACUUUUUUAUGCAUAAUAAACUGUGUCUGAUGAGACAACAUAAUAAACAUUGUCUCUGCAACUUGUCCCUCCUGGUCUGGAUUUCUGGCAACCACAUGUCAGAGGUCAGCCCUCGUGGUCAGUCUAGUUUGACAUUUGUGGUGGCAUCUGUCUGGAGGGCACCAGUAAAGGGCCUGCAGUACUCCACCCCCCCAAGAGGAAACUUGGGUCAGAGUCCUCACUUCUGGCAGGUAUGCUAGGUGAAGCCUGUCAAUCGAUAAAGCCAGGUCGUUCUUCCAUCCACUGACAUUUGGUUGGCUUUUUCUCUUUAAUACCAAAAGAUUUUGUGGGGGCCCAAGUAAGCGGGAGAAGGGGCAGCCAAUGGGCGUCUACUCUGAUGAAUGCAUUUCUCGCUUGAAGACCAAGUUUUUCUGGGUGUGCCAUAUGUCAUUUUCACUGGCAUUAUUUGUGUUAAUGCUCUACAAUGUCGGAGGGGGUGGUUGGGUGUGUUGGGUCUUGAAAAAUGUCUGCUGGUAUUGCCAGGGACUGUUUGUAGCGUCCUUCUGCUGUUGACACAUUAUGCUGCAUGAGGGAGAGGUUCUUGGACCCAGUAAGAGCCAUAGCAAUUUUUUUUUCCACCUCCCAUCUUGGCAUUUCGCUGUCAGUGCAAGGUUGAAAGCUCUUUCUCAACCCCAACAGUAAGUGUGGGGGAGGGCAUCCGGUACUUGCUUUGCAGGCAAUGGUCAUCUCUUGUUGAUGGCUAGGCCACUCCAUGUCAGGGUGGGGUUUUCCUGCCAAAGUAUAUGCAAGUUCACUUCAAGUCAGGGUGGGCCGAAGUCACUGCAGGUUCACUUCAUCCUUUUGCGCUGAUGCUACUUCGGUAUAUGAUACCCUGAUCUGAAUGGCGUUGAUAGAGGUUUGUGAAAGAACGUCUGCUAUGGUGUUGGAGGGGCCCCUGUAAGUAUCAGAGGUUGGCCCUCGUGGUCAGCCUUUGUUUGACAUUUCUGUGGCAUCUGCCUGGAGGGCCCCAGUUACGGGUCUACAAGCCCAUUCAAUAUUAGCUUCCCCAGUCUGCAAAUCAGGUUUUACCAUUGAUAAGGGGUAGCUCUGAUGAUCCCUAACCAUGUCCGAUGAAUCUCGGUAGACUGGUGACCAGAGAAACAGCGGACAGGAAAAACCACUCUGCCAGUGAGAUACUGCAACCAAGUGAAGAAGGAGGAGAAGAAUAUGAAAUGCUAUACGUGACAACUCAAAGAAGUUAAAGAGAACAAACACCAUUCUUUGUUCAGUAAGUGGUGGAAAUUAUACCAUCACCACUCUAAGAAAUGAGAAUUUUGACAACAGACCACCAAAGUUCUCUAGAGAAUGAAAACAGAUUCAACACAUCUUCCUAUUCAGGAAAGCAGGGACCGAGAUGCCCCCUGCACUUACAAGACACUGACAUUUCAGUUUAACUGAGAUAAUGUUUCACUUCACAGAAUGCAUAUGGAGGCAAGCCAACAGCAACUGCACUGCUAAAGGAAGUAAAGUAUGAGACUUCACUCAACUUUACUGGAAACAUAAUUCCAAACAGUAUUGUACUGCUCAUCCACUGCUGAGACUGUCAACCAUUUCAAAAUGUUUAACCAUUAAACACACAGCAAACUCAGUGCAGAUCAGACAUGACUGGCACACACCAGGGACAAAAACUCAUCCUGGGUUUGCAGUCAGCCCCCUCAGCUGCUUUUGAAGCCAAAGUGCUACUGAAGGCAGGGUGUAAGAGAAUUCUUGUCAAGUUUUCUGUCACCAUAGAAAAGUGAAGCAUCCUUAACACUUGUUGUAAAGAAGUCUGAAUCUGCACUUCAGUGCCAUAUCAGACACAGAAAAGAACACUCCCACAAAAAAGCUGGCAAAAGAGCGCACACCUAGAGGAGAACCCAUAACUACUUUGUCAAUGUGCAUCCACAUUUGCUCUCUUUGAUUGAUGAAUGGGGCCUUCUUAGUGCACUCUCUCUUACCUAAUGUGAGUUUGAAGUGACAUACAAUUUUUGGCUGACAAAGUUUCUCUUCAUUGAAGAGGCAGUCUUCAAAUGAUUCUCAAGAGAACUAGAUUUAUCCUUUUAGUUCGUUUACAAAUUAAUUGUAGCAGUCACUAUCCAGCAAGUAUCAAGACGCCGCAGAGCUUGACACAUCUUAGGUUAUGGUAAUGCCUGCACUAGUUCAGGGCUUUACCUGACUAAUUACAGUAAUGCCUGUGUAUAUUUUCAGAGGAUUUAAACAUUAGCAGGCACAGCUGCAGCAAUUUUGACUAACCGACCUUAAGAAGAGUUCUUGGCAACCUUAAGUAGAAUGCAUGCAGGUGGGAACACCUGCCAUUUCUUGGGAGGCUUCUAUAGUAGAUGUACUACUACUCACCAUUCCAGUCAAAGAUAGGCUUUUUGAGGUUGACUGGAUAAACCAAAUGUAUGAAUUGGACAUUUGCUUCUGCAUUUCUGGAUAAGCUCUUUGGAUCUGAACCUGCAGUCUUUGGAAACAAAAUACUAAAGUUUAUCCUUAAAAUCGAUUAUCACCAACCCAGAACCUUAAGGGAAAUUAUCAGCACCCAACAUGAAUAUGAAAUAUUCUUCUGCUGUAAUUUAAUGGGGACAGUACCAUUACAGUACUAUAUUAGAGUACUCUGUCUGUUACAGUCUUUAAGUUUAUCAUUCCAAAAAAGGUCUUCUUCUAUUCAAAUGUAGCCAUCUUGGUAGUGUGAAGCCUUACACAUUUUUCCUUAGCUCGGAACUUGAAAGUAGCAGUGUACUUUAAUGACUGACAGUCUCGUCAGCACUAUUCUUUAACUAGAUAGUAUCUGACUGAUAUAAGAGUACUCUAAAGCACCUCUUUAGCUUGAUGAAUUUAAAGGCAGAAUUCAUGAAAUCUCAUAAUUUGGCUACUCUAUUUGAGAGAAAUGCUUUAGCCAACUGCAAGCAGUAACACUAGCAAUAAUUUAGUAAUUCAAAUAAUCUAAGAGGAUCCUAAGGGACAACACAAGAAAUGGGCACCAAAGAUUUGGAACAUAAUUGGUAAUUACAGAUUGUGAGUUUGCAAAAAUUGGCACUGUUGAGGCUUCUAUCUCUGGCUUUGGAUUCUAAGAGUGAUUUUGCACAGUCCAAUACUAAAAAUCCAGUGCCUUGCUCCUAUGUGGAGAUCAGUUCAGUAAAGUUGCAGAACUGUUUCUAAAAAAACCAACUGCCUCCCUUUUGCAUGUGGACAUGAGGGGAGCUUAAGCCCUUAAGAUACCAUGAUGAAAAUUAAUGAACUGAAUUUUACAGUUUUCCAUUCCUAUUGUACACUUUGAGUGUUUUUUUUACAGAGUACUGACCACAAGUACUAAGACCUGUUCCCCUAGCAAGCCAGCAGUGACCAACCGCAAGUAUUAUUGCCAGAAAGAGUUGACCUCAAUGAGCGCACAAGGGGCACUGAAAACUGUUUAAACACAAGUAAUAUUACAUCAGUGUCAUAUUACUUGGAUCUUAAGAGGGUGUAUGCAUGAGAAGGCAGUGAAAGAGUUUAAGUACUUUGUAGUGCACCAGAACUAGAGUAUAGUAGUCUGUCAACUUUACUGUCCCACCUGAGAACCAAUAUUGUAUCAGAGAAAAAUGGAACACUUUCAUGUUAGAUUAUCAGACACCUAUGGGAAAGCAUGGACUUGAUUUGUCCAAGUCAACAUCCCUUUAGUACAAACAACUGGAAUAAUAAUAAAAUCGCAGCUAAAAAGAUCUGACCAUCUUCCUAUGCAUUGCUUUGAGAAGUAAAAAACUAGUUUGUAUGUUAAUGUCUAUGUGGCAGUCGUCUCUUUCUAAUCUUCUAACCUUAAUAGUUUGGGGUGUUCUAAUGACUCAAGGUAGUCAUGAGUUAUCAACCACAUGCUCUUAGCUCUUCAUAUAGUCAGUUGUGUGGGCAUCCAUACAAACUUCCUUGACAAUGAAGAAACCUGAAGCUUACCCUCUCACUUAUUGGAGUGGACUGAAACAUGACACCAAACUGCAGGUAACUGCAACUUUUUCCAGUGCCAUAUAGUUAAGGGCAAAGUAUUUUAAUUUCUUGAAAACUAACAAGGAAACAAUUUAAAUCAAAACCACUAGUACAAGCUUCUUGAAUAGUAACAACUGAAUCAGUGUUGCUAUGAAAAACAUUUCAGCUGCUGCAGCAUUUAGAUCCAUUACUGUUUUAUAUAAGAUGCCAAGUAACGUAACCAUGACUACAGUGAUUAGCUUUGCUCAGCAGUGUAUAGCUAAACAAAUCCAUAUCUCAUAAAAGUUCCGAAUGUUUGAGGAAACUUUGUUCAGAGAGGUCACUCCUCCAAGCAAGUUUGUAAAACUGUAGCAUGUCAGCAUGAAAUGCUAAAAUUUCACUGAAAAACAAUGAAAACUUCCACACGGAGUGUUCAAAUUUUUGCAUAUCUGAAAUAUAUGUGGAUCUUGCUUUAAUCGAGUCAGUGCGCAAGUGAAAGGCCUUGAAUAUCAGCCAAUGGAAAGUAGCCAAUGGUUAUUUUGAUUCCCAAUACCCAAAUUGUACUGCAAGGCCAGCAUUACAACACCAUGUCCACAGGUGUUUGUUAACUUCUUUGUUAAAUUAUUUUUAACACCAAAUGCAAUAUUAUCCAUGCCUAGCAACAAAUUUCUUCUUGUAGUAUUGUCCAAUGGUUAGGAAAAGCAUCAGUACCAUUCACAUUGUGACAUCCCUGACUUAAGUACUAGCCACAUCUCUGCUUCAAAACUGCCUUGUAUUUUAUUCCUCCUCAAGUGCACACUUGAUAUAUUUGAUGUUGUACUACGUAUAUAGGAACCAAUCAUAUUUCACACACCAGACAUACUAUUUCCUGUACUGCUUACCUUUCAUUGUAACAAACUGGAUUUAAUGAACAAAUAUUUUGCAUAUACUGCUCACUAACUGGAUUCACCUGAUAGCACCGUAUCAGUUUUUCCUUUAGUACAGUGAUAAUCUUCUGCAUGCACCCCCAUUGGUAAUGAAAUUCAAUAUUUGUAGUCUAUUCUUCCAUCCUCUGAAGGUAGAACCUGUAAAAUACAACAAUGUGGAGAAUCUUUACUACUUUGGAGUAUGAAUGAAUAAUAGUAUACCUAGUUAAAAUUAUUACUUUUUAUUCUGACAUAGCCAGAACUAAAGCAACUUCAAAUCUUGAAAAUGUACUCUUUUUCAUUUGCACCCAUAUUUAAAUCACAUAUCUCUAAGCACACAAUUUUUCACACAGUUUAAUGUAUCCAUAUUAAUGAUUAAAUCAUAAUCUGGGUAAUGAAUUUAUAACCACGAAGUUUACCAGUUAUGCACAGUCAGUAUAAAAGAUUAGUGAACAAAGUGGUUUAUGCUGUUAUGGUGGUACCAGAUCAUCAAUUGUGAAGCAAGGUUUUCUCCUCAAGUAAUUGUAGUAAGUGUAUUUAAACAAGAAAUAAGUGUGAAUUAUUGUUACCUAAGUGUAUGAAACCAGUUAUUUAUAAAUAUAUGUAUAUUUUGAUAUUCACUUGGCAACAUUUUAUUUCAAGUUUUUAAAAUACAAUAUAUAUAUCAAGAACUUGCACUGGUCCUGAUCUGGCACAAACUUUAGGUAAAUGUAUAUGUGUAAAUAUUUAUAUAUGGACCAAUAUUUUCUUAUGAAGACUUAUUGCAGGAUAAAUGAAAUUUAAAAAGCAAAUCUAAAACCAAGGCUUUAAGCAAAUAUCAAACAAAGCUAGAAAUUCCCAUCAGGGUGUAAAUGAAUGUGUGAAUGAUUCCAUUCAUGAAUUAUUUGAUUAUGGUAGAAACCUCAUUCCGAUAAAGGCAACUGGUGACACUGCAAUGGACUGAAGUAGCCUAUGAUUAAAAACUCUUGACGAAGUAAAUGGUCUACUCAAGGAUUUUUUUCAAGAAAAUGCUCUACAAGUUCACUUCUUAAUUAUAUUAAAGGAUUUAUCCCUUCUAGAUUUCACCAACUCAUUUUAAGUGGCAUAAUGUUGAACUUGUAACCCAAAGGAAGGUGAAUUUGAAGUACUGUCAAGCCCAUCAAGUUUUUUCAAAGAACAUGGAAUGAAGUGUGUGUAUGUCAACUCAAAUAGUAUGAAAGAUCUGUUACUAGACUUGUACAGGACUUCAGACAUGUAAAUAUACAAUAAGUUAUUUUCUGAUAAGUGAAAUUUGUAUUUGUACAGAUUAGUGCCAAAUUGUUUAUAUAAAAUUUGUAAUAAAAUGAGUACUAGAA